This is a messenger RNA of Elgaria multicarinata webbii, 1761 nucleotides long. Its product is annotated as vomeronasal type-2 receptor 26-like. The transcript has 6 exons. Gene Ontology annotation, biological process: G protein-coupled receptor signaling pathway. Bases 1 to 1761 code for a protein of 586 amino acids. NCBI's taxonomy places the organism in Eukaryota, Metazoa, Chordata, Lepidosauria, Squamata, Anguidae. The record is from RefSeq and is a predicted model, not a curated record. Gene Ontology annotation, cellular component: plasma membrane. Gene Ontology annotation, molecular function: G protein-coupled receptor activity.
AUGAAAGUCACAUCCCAGAACUCCACAGAGAAGACAACAUUCCAGAACUACCAGCAAUUCCUGGCCUUGGCGUUUGCUGUCAAUGAGAUCAACAAGGAUCCGACUCUCCUACCCAACAUCACCCUCGGCUUCCGUAUCUAUGAUCACGGGGACCUUGUAAGAAGGAUCUACGCGAACAGCCUGUCGAUGCUCUCCUCCCAGGGGCAAAUGUUUCCGAAUUAUAAAUGUGACAAGCAGGAUCAACUGCUCUCUGUUAUUGCGGGCCUCGACUCCCAAACCUCUAUGCAGAUAGCUUCCCUAGUGGGCAUACUCAAGAUCCCACAGUGGAACUGGAUUGCACUGUUUGCUCCCGAGGGUGACAGUGGGGAAAAUUUCAUCCAGACACUGACAAAAGUGCUCAACCAGAAUGACAUCUGUGUGGCCUACAGCAAAAUAAUUGAGUCUGAUGACAUGGGUGAGACUGUCUUCCGGAGUCCUGGUUCUGAGUUUGAUCCCCAAGUGAUGAUCCUCUACGGGGACUCCAGUCUUAUUCUUGACCCAUUGAGGAACAUCCGGUUUAACAACAGUAUUGGAGAAGAAGUGUCUUUUGAUGAAAGGGGUGAGAUAUAUGACAUUGAAAACAUGGUCUUCUUCCCAAAUGAGUCUUUUGGCUAUGUGAAAGUUGGACGUGUGGAUCUGAGGUGGCCCACAGACCAGGACUUCACUAUUAACUCGGACGCAGUUGUGUGGUCUACAGAGAGGAUGCCCUAUGCAAGGUGUGCAGAGAUAUGCUCUCCAGGGUACCAGAAAAGAGUUUCAGAGGGGAAGCCGGUGUGCUGCUAUGAAUGCAUCCGUUGUCCAGAAGGGACCUUUUCUAACCAUACAGAUGAAGCUCGCUGUGCCCAGUGCCCACGUGAUCAAUAUCCAAACAAGAACCAAGACCAGUGUAUCUCCAAGAAGAUCCACUUCCUCUCCUAUCAAGAGUCUCUAGGGAUCAUUUUAACUUCUCUAGCUCUUUUCCUCUCUCUGAUCACAUGUCUUGUGCUGCUAAGCUUCAUUAAAUACCGUGACACACCAAUUGUCAAAGCCAACAACCGAGACCUCACCUAUGUCCUCCUCAUCUCCCUCCUGCUCUGCUUCCUCUGUUCCCUCCUCUUCAUCGGCCGACCCACAAAGGUCACCUGUCUUCUACGACAAACUGCUUUCAGCAUCACCUUCUCUGUUGCCGUUUCUUCUGUGUUGGCAAAAACUGUCAUGGUGGUUCUGGCUUUCAUGGCCACCAAGCCAGGAAAUAUGGCAAGGAAACUCUUGGGAAGACAGUUUACAAACUCUCUUGUCCUGGCCUGUCCCCUCAUCCAAGGUGUUAUCUGUGCUGUCUGGAUGAUAAACUCUCCUCCAUUCCGAAACCUGGACUUCCAUUCCCUGGCUCAAGAGAUCAUAGUGGAAUGCAAUGAAGGGUCUGUCAACAUGUUUUACAUUGUCCUGGGUUUCCUGGGUUUCCUGUCCUUUGUUAGCUUUGUGGUAGCUUUCCUCGCAAGGAAAUUGCCCGACAGCUUCAAUGAAGCCAAAUUUAUCACCUUUAGCAUGCUGGUGUUUUGCAGUGUUUGGAUCUCCUUUGUCCCAACCUAUCUGAGCACCAAGGGGAAGUCCAUGGUGGCCGUGGAGAUCUUCUCUAUCUUGGCCUCUGGCGCUGGUCUCCUGGGUUGCAUCUUUCUCCCAAAAUGCUAUAUUAUUCUUCUGAGGCCCAAUCUCAACUGUAAAGAUAAUUUAAUGAGGAGAUAG